UCACCGGGAGAGAUUCGAAGCAAUGAAGCGAAUUCUGGCGUCGCUUGUCCUCGUGACGACGGUGGCCGCUUGUGCGGCCGAUUGCCAGCCGGAUUUGAACGGACGUCAAGAUUGGUACCGCUGCGAGUGGCUCACGAAUUUGGAGUUACAGAUACCCGCGGGAGCGGUCGGCAUCGACAUUAGGAACUCGAGCAUUGCAACAAUACCGUCGGACGCGUUCACGCGCUACGCCAACACACUGGAGGAACUGAACAUCACCGGAUCCGGCGUGGAGGAAAUCCAGCCGCACGCGUUCAGGGGUCUCGGUAAAUUGCGCGUGUUGGGCUUGGUGGACAACAAGAUCCGCGCGUUGGACACGUCGUGGCUUCGUGAUCUACCGCAGUUGAGCGCGCUCGUCGUUUGGAGCAAUCGCAUCGCCACCAUCGACACGCGCUUAUACGAUCUGCUGCCGAAUCUGGAGUUCUGGGACAUCGCGCACAACGAGCUGGUCGACUGCCCGACGGCCGAGUCUCUGAAGAAGCUGGCGCGGCUGCGUAGGAUAUACAUCGCCGGCAAUCCGUGGUCGUACCGAUGUCGCUCCUCGAUGACGUGGUAUUUGGGCAGCAACCACAUCCGCUUCCUGCAGGACUGGGGCGCCACCGACCUCGUGGUCGAGGAAUGCCUCGCUCACGCCCCGGGCGCCGCCACCGACGAUGUCGCUCUCAACAAUUGCGUCGAACGCAAAACCGUCUCCGCUGACAUGAUGUCCCACGUGAACACGUCGAUCCAGUAUCUCGUGAAGAAAGUCAUGCAACUGGAAGCUGACGUUACCGCCUUGAAGAAAGCAGGUGGAUAUUAAAGGGAUGCUGAAGCUGAUAACUUUACCGAUAGAACACUGACAUUUUUCUGCAAAGUUUACGUUGUAUUGAUUACACAGAAUUGCUUUUACGCAAAUGCUUUUACGCAAUAAAAGUACGUGCAAAAAUAAAUAAGAGCAUUGCUCGAUAUGUGAUAAAAAUGAACAAAAGUUUUAAUGUAAAAUCUCAAGCUGUCAGUUAGCGUAAUAUUUGCCUAAUCCAAAAGUUC
Molecule: messenger RNA, 1065 nt
Organism: Odontomachus brunneus
Lineage: Eukaryota; Metazoa; Arthropoda; Insecta; Hymenoptera; Formicidae
Product: leucine-rich repeat-containing protein 70-like
Exons: 2
Coding region: 23-838 (271 amino acids)
Cellular component (GO): extracellular matrix
Molecular function (GO): protein binding
Source: RefSeq, a predicted model, not a curated record